GAAGGAAUCCAUGUAAGAGUUUUCCCUGAAAAUUCUUUAAUUUGCCUUCUAAAACAGAAAGGCAUUCGAAGAUCUCAAUUGGGUGAGUGCUUAUUCUCAUUCUCUGAAAAUGUUGAAUUCAUUUUCUGUUAUAAUCUGCCUUUAUCUAGUCCUCUCUGCAGAUUCUAAAUUAAGGGUCUCAACUCUCAACUUGAGGCGCUCCUCUUAACCUUUGGCAACAAGCUUCAAUUUUGCAAUGAAAAAGUGUUACAGAAAACACAAUGACUUGGAUGCAGAUUGUUCCUGUUGCCACUUAAAAGAGCAACUAAAAGAAACUGAUGCAGAAGAUCGCAUUAGUCAAUUGCCAAGCGAUGUACUUGUCUUAUUUCUGUCCCAUUUGCCUAUGAAAGAUGCAGCACAAACUAGCAUUCUUUCCAGAAGAUGGAGAUACUUGUGGGCAUUCUUUUCUGGUACUUUAGAUUUUGAUGCAUCACUUAUUUUAGAAGAAUUAAGAUUUCCCCUGGGUUCAGGUGAUCGAAAUUCACUCCUUGAAGAAAGGCUACGUUUUGUUAGAUGGGUUAAUCAAGUUUUGGGAUUACAUAAGGCUCUUACAGUGGAUGGAUUAAGAAUUAUAUUUGACGUUGGCAAUGAAGGCGAUGUAGAUAACUGGAUCAAAUUUGCAUUGGAUAAGAAGGUUCAAAAACUUGAGCUGGAUUUCACAGAUUUACGAAUGGCUGAUUACUCUGGGCUGUACUCUUUGCCUUCUCACUUAUUUCACAAUUCAAGCCCAAGUUCCCUAACAGCACUGCAUUUGAAGCGUGUAAAUGUGACUGGAGGUAUUCUUGAGUACCUGCUAUCUCAUUGUCCAUUUCUUGAAGUGUUAAGCGUGAAGAAUUCAUCAUCUCUAUUAAGUCUGAACAUUCGGGGUCCAACACUGAAGCUGACGCAUUUAGAGCUAUGGUGCUGCAGAAAUUUUAAAAAACUAGAGAUUUCUGCUGUAAAUUUAGUAUCACUUUCGUAUCGUGGGCCUGAAGUUGUUCAUUUUAAGUAUGUUCCUCAGCUUCUUGAACUCAGUGUUGCGGGGAAUUUCUUUAAAAUCGUUGUUGAUAACGUUUUCGAGCAUUCGAGUUUUCUGUCUCGAUUAAAGACACUUAACUUGCAUUUCCCUGGUCCUCUUAAGCUUUUUAUGACAGCCCCACAACAAUUUCCUGAAUUAAGUAAUCUUAAAUAUUUGGAACUAAAAGUUGCACUGCUAGAUUUUGGGGACCUCUUUCUACUCACUCCUCUAACAAGAGCCUCUCCUUCAUUGCAUAAACUUACCUUGCUGAUAUGUUAUGCAGAGAUGUCAUCUGGAGAUGUACAAUCAUUAAUAGAUGAGCAUGCAUAUCAUUGCCUCAAGGUGGUGGAGUUUAUUGGGUUUGUUGGAAGCACAGCUGAAGUAGAAUUUCUGCUGCAUUUAUCCAAGAAUGCUGUUUCCCUUGAGAAGAUAAUCAUCGAUCCUUGUCGACCAUAUCCGUUAGCCGAACUAUUCAAGUCUAGAUGCCAACUACUCAAGUCAAAGUUCAGGGAAACAAGGGAGUAUAAAUUGGCUAAAGAGCGUGCCAUUGAUCUGCAGCAAAAACUACCUUCUGAUCUUGAAUUUGUGGUGCUAUAGUUGUCUCCUGUGCACAUUCAUAUCAUGGCAAUGAGAUUUUAUAAGCCAUCACACCUCUAAAUUAAAACUCAUUAAUUUUAUUCUUAAUUUUAUUGGAUAUAAAUAAAAUGUAUUAUGAUUUUAAUUUCAA
Molecule: messenger RNA, 1763 nt
Organism: Hevea brasiliensis (rubber tree)
Lineage: Eukaryota; Viridiplantae; Streptophyta; Magnoliopsida; Malpighiales; Euphorbiaceae
Product: F-box/LRR-repeat protein At3g58900-like
Exons: 4
Coding region: 236-1633 (465 amino acids)
Molecular function (GO): protein binding
Source: RefSeq, a predicted model, not a curated record